AUGGCAGAAGCAAAAAUAUCUAUAUUGCCGCUUUUGAGAGCGCUGUCAGAGUCUCCAGACGCUAUAGCUCCAGAAGAUAUCACAAAGGCUAUCACACAUAGCUUCAAUGAUCACCUCUCGCCAGUUCAAACGGGGACGCUAUUGACGACAUUGCAUUUUACAAAGUUGGAUCAGAAGCCAGAGAUUAUUGCUGCUGCUGCGAGGGCCAUGAGGGCUGCUGGGUUAACGGUCGACGGGCUGCAGGCAGACACCUGGGGAGAUGAGACUUCUGGCGGGAAAUACGGGGGUGGUUUGGUGAGCCCUGCUUCUGAAUUAGGGGCCAGGAGUGUGGCUGAUAAUGGACAGGUCGAUAUAGUUGGCACAGGGGGCGAUGGUCAUGAUACCUUCAACGUAUCCACAACUUCCGCGAUAUUGGCCUCUGGAUGCGGAUUAAGAAUAUGUACAUGCUGCCUCCAUCUUGUAACGCAUUAUCGCGAAGUAACGAUCCCAACGUUUCACAGGCAAGCACGGGAACAAAGCCUCCACGUCCGCAUCGGGUAGUGCAGAUAUUCUCACAUCUUUAGGUGCAAAUCUUAUGGCCAUAACGCCACCCAUUGUCACAUCCAUCUUCAAUGAACCUUCAAAGGGAAACUUCUGCUUUCUCUACGCCCCGGUUUUCCAUCCGGCUGUGCGCCAUGUGGCUCCUAUUCGCCGCGAGUUGGGACACCGGACCAUCUUUAAUCUUCUUGGACCUCUGGCUAAUCCAAUCGACUACUCGGUCUCGGGAGGCCUGGAAGCGAGAAUCAUUGGCGUCGGUAGGCGGGAACUUGGCCAAGUCUUUGCCGAAACAUUGAAGAUCCUAGGCGCUAGUAAGGGAAUGGUAGUAUGCGGGGAAGAGGGUCUCGAUGAAGUCUCGUGCGAAUGCAGGACCGAGUGCUGGAGGCUGCUGGAGGACCCCGAGACGAGGGAAGUCACGGUGGACCACUUUUUUGUUCACCCCACAGAGACCUUUGGGAUUCCUACGCACUCCCUUUCUAGGGUUGCCGGAGGCAAAGGUCCUGAUGAGAAUGCCGCCAUCUUGGAGAGACUGCUCAACGGAAAAGAGCGAGACGACGAGAAGGCUGUGAAGGACUUUGUGCUGGCGAACACAGCAGCCCUCAUUGCUAUCUCUGGGCUCCUAGGCCCGGUCGAGCGAGUGUCCGAGGGGGCAGUGGCAAGGGGUGCGGUCUGGAGGAGCGCAGUGGAGAAGGCAAAUGAAGGAAUCACAAGUGGGAGAGCCUGGGAGGAGUGGUCAAAAUUUGUGGAGAAAAGCCGACAGGCGGAGGGUGGUUAG
This is a messenger RNA of Tuber aestivum (summer truffle), 1312 nucleotides long. NCBI's taxonomy places the organism in Eukaryota, Fungi, Ascomycota, Pezizomycetes, Pezizales, Tuberaceae. The record is from the annotation of a GenBank genome assembly.